Molecule: messenger RNA, 267 nt
Organism: Dracunculus medinensis (Guinea worm)
Lineage: Eukaryota; Metazoa; Nematoda; Chromadorea; Rhabditida; Dracunculidae
Source: the annotation of a GenBank genome assembly
AUGAUUUCAGGCAGCGAUCGGUUAUGUGAAGAAUUUGAGAGAUUGAACUCGUUAUGUUAUACAAAUGAUAAUAACGCGUUAGCAGAAUCGUUGAAUCUAAUUAAUUCAUUGUUGGAAAAAUCAGAAGGAAAGGAUAUUAAUGAAACAGUAGAAGAACAAGAGGAAGAGGAACCCCUUCUUGAUAUGUGGCAUAUAUUAACUAUUCAACUCACUCUUGUAAGUUAUUUUAAAUAUUGUGAUUUAAAGCAAAAAUUUAAAGCUGAAUAA